Messenger RNA from Phaedon cochleariae (mustard beetle), 2496 nucleotides. The record is from the annotation of a GenBank genome assembly. NCBI's taxonomy places the organism in Eukaryota, Metazoa, Arthropoda, Insecta, Coleoptera, Chrysomelidae.
AUGUGCGAGGUCAUGGUGGUGCUGAUUUUUGUUGGUGUAGUUUUUGUGAAUGUUUCUUGUGAUGGUUUAGAAGUAAAUAGAGUUCCAGUAGAGCUGUCUACACAGCAACAAAGGUGUUUCGGAUGUCCAACACAGCAGGAUUCCUUCACGUCGUGCCACCUACCAAGAUGCAAUUGCAAUAUUGCAAGCAUUAGAUUGCAAAAUUCCGACCAAGAUGAGACUGAAGUGGAGCCUUCAGAACCACCCUCCACACCCUCACUUCUACCACAUCCCUCACGUCCAUCCUCAAUUUCUCAUGCACCCUCGCACCCACUAUCGCCCGCACAUCUCAACCCACGCCCUAACUCAUUCUUUCUACCACCUCCUAGGGAACACUGCAAGACACACGACAGAAUAGCCCUCAAGUGGAAUGUGAACAAGAACAAAAAGACCUAUUAUUACCUUCGUUAUAGGGUACAUCCAGGACCAGCACAUCAAUAUAUGGAAACUAAUCCGACAAGAUGUGGUUUCGAAAUCCUUCCGGACUUAAGCCCAGAUACAAUAUAUCGAGUUGAGUUGAGAAGCCUAUUAGUCACAGAAAACAGAACGCAGACAAGAAGGAGUUCUCCAGCUUAUAUCAGAACUAGAAGACCAGAUAGUACUCCAGGUUCUGUGGCAAGAUUUUAUUUGGAAAAGUGGUAUCUGGUGGAUCGACAGUAUAUUGCACAAGUCAAAUGGGUUAAAGGUGUAGAUAAUUCAUGUACCUAUAAUAUGGUAGUCCUAGGCCAUGAUGGAGAUUUCAAAGAAGAUGACAUUCUCAAUCCUCUGAAUGAUGACAGUUACAACAUAACAGAUCUUUCAUUCGGAAAUCAGUACUCGAUAGCCAUUACUGCAUUCAAUGAGAUCAAUCUUCUGGAAGGUCCUAAAACCUGGCUCAAUCUGACAGUACCGACCUGUUUUGAGACGUACCAACAGUCUAUCAGAUGCAUUCCAGACAAACCAGAAAACUUGACAGUUGAAGAAAGUCUAGUGAAUUCCACUAACGAUCGCAAGAACCCCCGCUAUGACGUCCAUUUAUCUUGGAAGAAACCCAAGUACCCUCCUGGAUUCUAUGCAGCUAAUCUGAGACUCUUCGAUGACAAUGCAACAAAUUAUUUCCUCAAUAUAACAUGGGAGAAAUCUAAUGCUACAUUCCAUAAAAUAAAACUCACCACCGAAUACCAAGUCCUGCUGGUUGCCUAUUCAGAAAGGGGAGCCAGUGAAGCAGCAGUCGUCCACAGACACAUCGACGAAAGUAUCUGGAAAUUAGUCGACGAACAGCCUCUGACCUCCAUGGAGCUGCUACUGACUAUCAUCGGGCCACUCUUGGUCCUCUGUUUGGCCGCCAUUUUCGUUUUGAACCACUAUGUGGGCAAAAGAGCCAGAAAUCGAGAGAGGAACAAAUAUUUCAAGGAAAUAGAAGGAAAAUUACCAAGUGCAAUAAUCACAGCUAGCACUAUAUCUGUCCCGUAUUUAAAACCAGAUAAAUGGGACAUAGACAUCCAGAGAUUAUUGAUAAAAGAUGUCUUAGGACAAGGGGCGUUUGGAAUAGUACGAAGAGGAUGGUACUCUAAGGAGAAUGGUACCGAUAUCGAAGUUGCCAUAAAAAUGUUGAGAGAUCCUCCCACCAAUGAGGAGUUGAAACAGUUUUGCCAAGAAAUAGAAAUAAUGAAAUCUGUACCUCCUCACCCACAUUUAGUAUCUUUGGUGGGUUGUGUGGUGAAAGAAGCACCCUUACUAGUUGUUGAAUAUUGCUCUAAAGGUGACCUACAAAGUUAUCUGCGAUCUGCCUAUGAAAAAAUAUCAAAGGCGGCAAUGAUGAAUAUCGAUAGUGAAAAUAAUUCUACAUCUGUUUACGCUUUCAACAAAUUGUAUGACAUGAGUCAGGAAGACACGGAGGAUAUUCCGCAGCAUAAAGAUGUACUUUCUUUUGCUAGACAAGUUGCAUUGGGAAUGGAAUACCUUGCAUCUCUGAAGAUGAUCCACCGAGACUUGGCUACCCGAAACGUCCUGGUAUGCGAUAGAAAUACAAUCAAAAUAUCGGACUUCGGCCUGAGCAGAGAUGUCUACUACAACAAUGUUUACUGCAAACUGGGAGGAGGCAAACUGCCAAUUCGCUGGAUGGCCUUGGAAUCACUAACGCAUCAGGUUUACACGACACAAAGCGACGUUUGGAGCUACGGGGUGCUGUUGUGGGAAAUGGUAACGUUGGGAAGCACCCCUUACCCAGGAGUGCCGACCCACGAGCUGCUGGGGAUGUUGAAUAGCGGAUAUCGCAUGCCCCAGCCUGAUAAUUGUAGUGACGAACUGUAUGCCUUGAUGCGGAGCUGCUGGAAAGAAGAUCCGAAAUCCAGGCCUUCAUUUUCAAGUCUUCGGGAAACCUUGGACGGGCUAUUAGAGGGCUAUUCAGAAUACUUGAAAUUGAACAAUUCGGUAGAAAACGCCGCAGAUAUAAGAUAUGACAAUCUUAAUACUUGA